Messenger RNA from Exophiala oligosperma, 1212 nucleotides. RefSeq lists its product as uncharacterized. Bases 1 to 1212 code for a protein of 403 amino acids. The transcript has a single exon. NCBI's taxonomy places the organism in Eukaryota, Fungi, Ascomycota, Eurotiomycetes, Chaetothyriales, Herpotrichiellaceae. The record is from RefSeq and is a predicted model, not a curated record.
AUGGCCACCGCUACGGCGGCAAUGCCUACUAUGCGUACGAAUGUGCCUUCCAGCAGGCCAAAACCACCGGCACGGGUAAACACCUCGUCGACGUACACCCUCGCCCAUACGGCACAAUGUAAGCUCAAACUGGCGGCGAAGCGAACCGAUCGGGACCUGCGAUUCGUCCUGGGCCACGCAUUCACUCUGGACAAUCUCAUGCUGAGGAUCGUGGAGAUUGAGAAUCGAGAGGCGAAAAGUGCCUUCACCGAAGGUGGCGGUAAGAGGUCUUCCAAGGACGUCAGUGAUGCCGAAGGUGAACACUUUGACUGUUCGCUGGCCCAACCCCAGACGGCGCCGACUUCCAAGGAACAUCACGACGACGACGACGGCGACUUUGACUGUACCAAGGCACCCCCACCGUCCGAAAGCAACAAGGCACAACAAAAUGUGUCUGGUGAGGCAGUCGGAGGUGGGAGAAGGAUCAGUUUCCAAGACAAUAAUGCGAGACCUUCCAAGAACGGGUACGGGUCAGCUGGGUCACGGUCGCCGAAAAAGAGACGCUCACCCUCGCCUCAACUCGUACUCCCGGCCGGUCUGAGUGACGACUCGUCGGACGACGAGAUAGCGGGCACCUCGAGCGACGACUACGAAGAACCCGAACUCAUGGCCUACGAUUGCGAAGCCGCCCCCACCGUGCCCGAGGACAAAAAGGCACUCAAGAAGGCCAACCUGCUCAGGUCCAGAAGCGGUAGGACGGGAAAGUACGCCCGGGAUGACACCUAUGUCGACGAAGAAGAUGCCGAACUGGAAUUGGCGGAUGACGAGUUGGACACCAACACCGACGUCGACACGGAUAAGCUGGGGGAUGACGUCGACGGCCUGGGACUGGACGACGACGACGGCGACGGUGACGGCAUGGGUUUGACUAGGUUCGAAAGUGCCAGUGCCAGACCACCCAGGAUGGUCGAGGACGUCGAGGGUGACGAGUACGACGUCGAUGACGACGGCACGGGACCGGAAUCACCACCACAGUUGCCCGUCGACGUCGACGUCCGUGAAAUCAUCGGAGGGGAAAAGGACGAAGAACUGACGGACCUCUACGAGAAGGUCAGGAGGUGUUACUGUCACGGUAACCGGGACGUCGUCGGUGGGAAGCCCGAGGGUAUAUGGGACGUCCCCGUCGAGAAGACGGGUGGUAAAAGGUUGGCCGUCGUCGCCGUCACCGCUUGA